Penicillium egyptiacum is the source of this 2292-nucleotide messenger RNA. NCBI's taxonomy places the organism in Eukaryota, Fungi, Ascomycota, Eurotiomycetes, Eurotiales, Aspergillaceae. The record is from the annotation of a GenBank genome assembly.
AUGGGUGAGAACUUUGGUGCUCCGUAUGCGGAAUACCCGAACUAUGCGAACCUGGGAAAUGAAUUCAAUUGUGACUGGGCCGUUCCUGAAUACCCGCAACCUUCUCCUUUCGAUAUCAAUACCGAAGUCCCUGCUCGUGAUGUCCGUGAUUAUCCUUCAUUCAACACAAGCGACCGCGUGAAUGCUAAGGUGGCUAUCCCCCGAAAUGCACAACCCAGUAGUUGGACUAGCAGCGGUCGAGUCAGUCGAGCCUGUGAAAAUUGCCGUGAACAAAAGGCCAAAUGUAGUGGCCAUCGCCCAGCCUGUCAUCGAUGCCUGGAUGCCAAUGUGCCCUGUUCGUAUGGCGACCGGAAAAGAGAGAAGAUGGUGAAGCAGCUGAACGAUCUAACUACACGGGUUGAAACCUUUGAUACUUUGCUCCGCGAUAUUUAUCCCAAGCUGGAUGCCUCGUCGGCCCAUCGGGUCGAUGAAACACUGAGGGUGUUAAACGCACGCACUCCGCUCAGCCAAGUCAUCUCCCCUACCCCUACCCCUGCCUUAUUCACCAAUCCAUCAAGCCAUAUCAAUCAAUCAGUGCUUUCUUCCCAUGCAGAUGCUACUCCUAUAUCUAUUCCCUCGGGGGCUGUAGACUACACCGAAGAGGACUUCGAUCGUGAUGAGAAAGUACAGGCGAUGGGAUUUGUGGGCGAACAUUCGGAGGUGGCAUGGUUGUACAGACUCAAACGCGACCUUGACCAUAACAGCUUGAAAGGAAUCAAAAAGACCCCCGAACGCCCUUCGAUCUCUUCCGUGAACUACUUCCAAGAUGACUCGGACAUUUCGGCUCUCGACGAUAUCGAUCUCGCAUGCCGGCCUCCGCAACAAACCGCUAAUAGGCUCGUCGACACCUACUUUCACUUCGUGCAUCCUACCUUUCCGAUUAUUGGAAAGGCAAUCUUUCUGAAUCAGUACCGAUCCUUCUAUGCGAAUCCGAACGCGCGACCUGGGAAACGAUGGAUUGUAGUGCUGAACCUGGUGUUUGCCAUUGCGACCAGACACUCCUUCCUCAUUGAUCAGCCUCAACCAAACUGCGAUGACCAUCAGACUUAUUUUGCACGGGCGUGGAGGCUGAAUGUAAGUAACGUGCUGCUAGAUCAUCCCGACUUGCAGCAGGCACAAGUGGAGGGCUUGGCUGCUUUUUACCUUCUAUCGGCUGGCCAAAUUAACAGGUCGUGGAGACUCAUUGGAAUUGCGAUUCGAUCGGCGGUGACCAUGGGUCUAAACAUUCGAAGCGAGAGCGAGAGCAUCACCCACUUUUCAAAAGAACUUCGAUAUCGGGUUUGGUGGGCGCUGUUUAUGUUGGAUAUGGUGCUAUGCGAGAUGACAGGCCGUCCACCUAGCACCGAGGACAUUUUUUGCUCCACGCCCCUCCCUGUCCCCUUUGCAGAGGAGGACUUUCGGGAUACACGUGUCAUGCAAUUUCUUACCGACGGAAGCACUCGAAGUGCAUUUUUCACCUCUUUACUUUCCGAUAGGGCUGCUUCACCAAAAGAGAGUACGAUUCUAAGAAACCCGGAACAGCAAGAGCCCGGCAAGGGGAAACAAGAAGAAAGAGCCAGUCAGACGGGGGCCGAGAAUCUGACACCCAACUCGCCUCUGUACUUUCUGUACGCAGUGGACAUGGCUCAUCUCUUACGGGACGCUAUUAAUAUCCUUUAUGCUCCUCGAGCAUCCCGACGGUCAUGGCAUGAGAUUGAAAUCGCCAUUUCCACACUAAACAAGAAUGCUGACAGCUGGUUGUCUCGUCUCCCAGCAGAGUUUAACUUCACAAAGCUAGACACAACUCAUCAAUUUCUACAGCAGCGUGCUAGUCUCGCUUUCCAAUUCUACGCCACAAAGCUGAUAAUCUUGCAGCCCUGUAUCCGCCGUCUACCCCAACAGUCAUCUGAAGCAAGCUCCCCGGGAACAGUGCGUGGUCAGAUGGCAGUCUUGUGCGCUCAAAUGGCAGGUCAAAUGCUCGACCUGCUGCCCGAGGAGACAGACUUGGCUUGGCUGUAUGGCGUCGCUCCAUGGUGGUGCAUCCUGCACAACAUCAUGCAGUCGACUACUAUCCUCCUCACUGAGCUGUUCACUCGCACUCAUAUAAACACCACCAAGGCUGUCGACAUCGCUAAGAAGAUCGACAAAGCAAUCCGCUGGUUGAAAAUGAUGUCGGCCAAAGACCUUUCUUCACAGCAAGCCUGGCUUGUCUGCAUGGGCCUCCUUUCACGGCAUGGCUCGAAGUUUGGGCUCGGUGUUGACACCGAUCUCUAG